This is a messenger RNA of Sphaeroforma arctica JP610, 669 nucleotides long. RefSeq lists its product as hypothetical. The record is from RefSeq and is a predicted model, not a curated record. Gene Ontology annotation, molecular function: protein binding. The transcript is spliced from 5 exons. NCBI's taxonomy places the organism in Eukaryota, Ichthyosporea, Ichthyophonida. The annotation marks the transcript as partial.
AUGUGUGUGUCUGUGUCUGUGUCUGUGUCUGUGUCUGUGUCUGUGUCUGUGUCUGUGUUUGUAUAUCUGAUUGGAUGUUCGUGCCUGACUACGUUAGACCUGUCGCACAAUCCGUUGGACCAGUUAUCGGAUGGCGUUUUGCCUCGCUUUGUGGCUCUGUACACGCUACGGCUGCGUGGCUGUGGUCUGACAGAGCUACCGACAGACAUCGGACAGAUGACAACCGUCUCUAUGAUAGAUCUCGCGGAUAACGGUAUCCGAGACUUGCCCGUGAACUUCCAGUCACUCGGUCUACUGCGUGAGUUGGACCUGAGCAAGAACUUAUUUGGCCUCGCCCAGGCAGACGGACUUACGUGUCUGUGGAAGUGCCUGUCUAUUCAGUUGUUGGAUCUGUCCAGUAACCAGCUAACCUACAUAGCCCCCCAGAUCAACCGCCUGCCCUUUCUGUGCCAUCUGGGACUCGCAGAUAAUUUGCUGACAGACGACCUCGACAUCAGGUGCAUAGCAAUGGCCACCGAAAGCAAAUUAAAUAUCAACCGACGCAAACUAUUAGAUCUAUCCUUCAACAGGCUCACACAGUUCCCCAAAGCCCUGCGGGAUCUGCGGGGCGUUGAGCAUGUGUUUCUGCACGGCAAUGCGUUUAACGCCCUACCGCCGCCAUACUACGCC